AUGUAUUUUCUCCUUUUUUUAGCUGUGAAACCCGGUGAUCGUGUGAAAGCUUUUGGUGGAAGAUUUGAUGGUCAAACUGGACUAGUUCUCCGAGUCACUGAUAACACAGCAUUUGUGUGGUCAGAUUUGGGAGCGGAAGAGGUGAGUUAUUUUUUGGGGGGAAAUAAGGGAAAAUUCAUGAAAAUCCAAGUUUUCGAGAACAAAAACAUUGGAGCAAAAAUGUUUUUUACAAAGUUGAAACAAUUUGGCACCAAGAAUUAGAUUUCAAAAAUAUCCUCUCAACCAACAUUUUUUCAGUUAGAAGUUCGUGUCGAUGAUCUCCAAAUUUACACCGAUACAAAAGGAAAACAAGAAGAUCGACAACUCUCCGUAGCUCAAAAUGUUGAUCGGGGUGAAGAAGAGAACAUAAAAUUGGUAGAAGAAGAUGUUGGAGAAUGUGUUGGGGAGGAAUAUGAAUCACCGAGAAAUGAUGGCGCCGUUGAUUUCAUUGAUGGCGAUGGUUUUAUUGAUGGCGAUGGUUUUAUUGAUGGCGAUGAUUUCAUUGAUGACGAUUCAGAUAUUGAUGAUAUUCCGAGGUAAGAAAGAGCACAAAAAGCGUUUUACAGUUAAUUGUUUAGAAAUGAUACACUUCCGUCAACAAACCAAUCAAGUUUAUGGCUUGUCAAAUGUCGAGGCGGAAAAGAAAAAAUCGUUGCAUAUGAAUUGUUAAGAAAGUGGUUUGCUCGUGAAAGGGAACCGAUGCAAAUUACGAGUGUUGUGGCCAAAGAGAGAAUUAGAGGAUGGAUAUAUGUCGAAGCCUAUGAAAAGUCACAUGUUGUGUCAGCUAUUGAAGGAUUUGCGGCGUUGGAUCAGUCAACGAUUACGGUAAGAAGAGGAUUUGGGUGAAUAUGGGGGAAUUUCUAGGGGUUUCUCAUUAAAAAUCUCAAAAUUUGUGAAAUCUUCUCUAAGAAUUGUUCUGAAACCUUUAGAUUUUAUCUAAAAGUUUUUAAAAUUUUCUGAAAAAUCACGAAAUAAUCCACAUCGAACGCUGUUUUUUUGCAGAUGGUGCCAAUCAAUGCUAUGAAAGAUGUUCUUCGCGUGGCCCCGGAUAUUCAAAAGCUGAAGAUUGGCCAAUUUGCUCGAUUCAAACGGACAUUUUAUAAAUACGAUUUGGCGCAAAUUGUUGACAUUGAUAUUCAACAGAAUCUUGUUAAAUUGAAGAUGGUUCCGAGAAUCGAUUAUGAGGAGAUACGCGGUGAAAUGAGAACAGAAGCUGAUCAAAAAUAUAUAAUGGAGAGGAGACCGAAGAAAAGGAUGUUUGAUGCGGAUGCGGUGAGGUUGGUGGAAGUUUCGGCCAUUUUUGAUGAGAAAAAUUCUUGAAAAUCGAAUUUUCACAGGAUUCUAAAAACCUCACGAAAUGUAUCUUCUUUUGAAAGCCAACAUCAGAAAUUCUCCUAAGUCUCCCUUUUUUCCAGACAACAUGGUGGAGAAGUGUUGGUAAACGGCGAUUGGUGCAAAUUCGAUACCGCCAUGGGUUUCUCUACAAAUACUUCCCAAUUGACAAAAUCGUAAGCCUUUUCCAAGAAAUUCUGUCAGAAAUUUCAAAAUUCUAAUAUUUUCAGCUUGCUGAUGAUGUCAAUCCAACACCUGACGAACUCGAAAUUUUCGAAGGUGUUAUGAUGCCGGAUCAAGAGGAAGUAAGUUUUUUGAGGAAAAUGUGAAAAGUAGUCGAAAAAUUGAACAUUUGAAUUAUUUGGCCAGAAAUUUGUCAAAACUGUAGUAGAAUAACAAUGAUGGAGAAUAAAUAACUGUUUUCAGAUGGUCGACUACAGGGAAAUGGCAAUCAAAAAUGGGUUGUAUAACACAAUGAUCAAUUUCAAUAAUAAAUCCAAGGUAUGUUUUUCUUGAAGUUCAGUGUUUUAUAAACGUGCCCAGUACAGGGAAAUCUGAAAAAAAAUACUGAAUGGUUGGAUCCCAGACAAAUAGUAGCCAUACAUUGAACAUAAUACACAUUUAAUAUUACAAAAUCGAUCCAUUUUUUUGAUUUUUGGAAAAAAAUUUCGCUCUGAAUUUUGGCUUGUGGAAAAAAUUUCGACCUGCAAUUUCAGGUUCUGAAUGUGGUAUGCUUCUACCAAGGGAAUGAAUUAAUCAGAAAAAAGUAAGCAGUUUGCUUUUUUUGAUUCAAGAAUUCAACAUUUUUUCUUGAAACUACAGUACCCCAAAAAAAAACAAAAAUGUUGCAAAAAAUAUUGAACUCGCAUAGCGUGACUGAAAAAGACUCAUUACAAAUGUGGCCCACAAUAUCAUUUUUUUUUCAGCAAUUGCAAAAUCCGUUGUCAGAUGUAUUGAUGUUAUUCGAUUCGAAAAAGUAGGAGUCUACACGUUCAUUAGUAAGAAAUCAUAAAGUUUCAAAUUAACAUUUGAAAAAUGCAAUGUUUUUUUUUAGAUCGAUCUACUUAUCAGAAUUUAUGAAACUUUGAACUUUAGCGAUGAUUUUUUCCAAUCAAUGAAAGAUGACAAAGUUCGAGUAUUUUUCGAUAAAUUUAUAUCUGUGAGUUUAUUAUUCGAAUACAUUUCACAUGUUUCAAGAGGUUUACAAAUCUGAUUUGAUAGCAAGCAUUGCAUUUUGAAAGAAUUUUUAAACUCACGAAAAACGGUUUGUUUUGUUUUCAGGGUUUCUCCAUCGAUCUUCUUCUCAUAUCAAGAAAAUUGGAAAAUCUGAAGUUGCUGCGAUUAUUAUGCGAUGUUAAAUUGCAACUUCCAGCAUAUGUUGUGAGAUUGGGAUUCGAAUGGGACGAGGAGAAAACUCGAGAAAUCAUCCAACAUUUUUUGGCGACAAGAAGUGUCAAAUUUAAUGAUUUGAAAGACGUGAGUUCUUUUACUUCGUUUUUCGCGAAAAAAAAACUGGUAAAUGUUUCUCUUUUCACCAAAAUUCAUAAAAAAAAUUUAAUGUCGUGACGAGAACACAUUUCAAGAAGAAAACAUGUAUUUUUCACACUUGCUGUCUUGAAAGGAGUGUGGGUCUCGUCACGGUUAGCACGUACUUCGGAAUAAUUUGUGAUUUUGGUGAACAGAUUGUUAAAAAAAAACAUUUUUCAGUGUUUCUUCGCACAUAAAUAGAUGAAAAACAAAUAGAAUUUAUUUCAGCUGUUGUUGACCGCAAUUAUGAAAAGCAAAAAUGGAUCUACAGGCGAUUUUGAAAAAGCGAUGGUCUCGAUGUUUGGCUCCAAUAGAGCAAUUGCGUAUUUUGCGGAAAUACAAUGGCAACACUGA
Molecule: messenger RNA, 3252 nt
Organism: Caenorhabditis angaria
Lineage: Eukaryota; Metazoa; Nematoda; Chromadorea; Rhabditida; Rhabditidae
Source: the annotation of a GenBank genome assembly